GCUAGGAAUGCGGAAAAUAUGUUAUGUAUGCAUCAGAUUUAAUUUGUUAGAAAAUCAAAUGAAAGCAAUAUCGUGCUAAAAUUUGAGAUAAAUAUUGACGAAUAUAGAUGGAUAAACAAUAUUCCAAUGCUAAGGUAACAUUACAGUAGCAAGGUAUAAGCAUGACACAGUGUCGAGCUCUGGGGAGGUUGGUAAUAAUGAUAUGUACACAUGUUCAUUAUCAAUUUACGGUCUAAUAUAACGAUCAGGAACCUGACUGAUCCAAUUUGUUCCUUGAUUUUGACAGAGAUUUAGUAAACAUAACAAACGCAUGCUUCAUUAAACCCCUGUGGGAUAUUGCGCUGAAACGCGGCAGACUGACCUUUUACGGACUGACACUUAUCCCAUUUCCUGACCCUAAUGAUAAUCACUCUUCAACUGUUAUAUAACAAUUCUUAGACCGACGAGAUUAGCAGAAUAUAUUCAAUCAUUGCAGCUUAUAGCCAACUGAAAGACAGCGUCUAGUAUGGCAAGCUAAACUAGACCAAAGUAUUCCAUUAUCGAUAACCGAGGAUCGCUGAGAAAAGAUAUGUGAACGAUCCUUCGAGAAGAACAUUCAUAUUGAAAAACUCAAAUCGUAUCUGGAUAUGAUUUAAGACCAAUAUGUGACUAUCGUAAUUAUUUGUGUAGAACCGAACGUUUUAGGAUCGGCUGAAGUUCAUAUAUAUAUAGAUAUUUUUACUAUAUUUAACUGAUUUGCAUACAUAGCGGCGCUUGGACAAGAACCGCACCUGGUCGUCUAGAGACACCGGGCAGGACCUGGGGCAGUGUUUGGCAAGAAUGUACGAACAACGCAUAAUUAUACUUUACAUGAAGUAACCAAAAAACGUUCGCAUAAAUUGCUGGCGCACUCUGAUGUAAACAAAACAAAUUUGUUACUUUUCAGUCCCUUUAAUUUCGUCAACUGAAGAAAAUUUGCGAUGAAAAAACAUAAAGUAACCAUAAGUUAUGGACCGUAUGUGAGUUUUGGUUUACUUGAACAUCGUACGGCGCGUUUAGAAGGAUUACAAGCUCUUCUUCUUCAAGAUGGCCACAGUGUAAGCUUUACUGCGAUCCCUGAUAGAAACGUCGUUGAAAUCAUUAUCAAUGGCGAAACCAUUUUCACCUCCACCAUCCAAAAUUUCCAGUUUGGGGGCGAUGGCAUGUUAGACCCAGUUUGUUACGAGGUUUUGGAAGCCGUCAGAAAAGCGUUUUAAUUCAAUCGAGAUUACAUUUCAAUAUUGU
Dendronephthya gigantea is the source of this 1263-nucleotide messenger RNA. RefSeq names its product UPF0728 protein v1g117062-like. Lineage: Eukaryota; Metazoa; Cnidaria; Anthozoa; Malacalcyonacea; Nephtheidae. Bases 960 to 1235 code for a protein of 91 amino acids. The transcript is spliced from 3 exons. The record is from RefSeq and is a predicted model, not a curated record.